Messenger RNA from Sphaeramia orbicularis (orbiculate cardinalfish), 1636 nucleotides. RefSeq names its product beta-1,4 N-acetylgalactosaminyltransferase 1-like. Gene Ontology annotation, molecular function: acetylgalactosaminyltransferase activity. The transcript is spliced from 11 exons. The record is from RefSeq and is a predicted model, not a curated record. Gene Ontology annotation, biological process: UDP-N-acetylglucosamine metabolic process; UDP-N-acetylgalactosamine metabolic process. Lineage: Eukaryota; Metazoa; Chordata; Actinopteri; Kurtiformes; Apogonidae. The coding region runs from base 18 to 1385 and encodes 455 amino acids.
UUGCUGUUGCAUGUGUAAUGGUCCUGCCAAUUUUCUACUUUGUAUUCCAUGGUUUUUGCAGCGAGACAACCAGAGAGGUUCCCACCAUGCAAAAAUCUUGGCUGUCACCAGCCCACCAUGGUCCAUGCACAUGUGCUCCUGGUUCAGUGCUCCUCAAAGACCACAUCCCUAAAGAGAAAUAUGAUGAUGUGGUGCAACGCCGAGCGAAGGAGUUCCUAAACCACAAGAUCAGGACAAACUCUGUCUUAACGAAAUUGCUGCUCGCUUCACCUAACUCUCCCUUGCAGUAUCCCAUGCAGGGGUUUACAGUACGACCCCUGACCUCCACUCCUAUACCAGGUUUAGCGCUGCAUGCAGGAGCAAGAUCCAGCUAUGAGGUGACUUUGACUGUGUCCAAAGGCAUCCUCAUCACAAUGCCCACAGAAGGGGUUAAAAUUAAAGGGAAUGGUGAGCCAACACUGACUGUAGAGUCCAAUAACUUGCUGUUCCUCAACGUUCUGCUGGCACAGGUGUCCUAUCAGAGCACAGUUUAUCAUGUGAACACUGGAGAUCUGGCCAUUUUCCAGUUUGACAGCCAUGAAGCUGUGUUUCCCAUUGCCAUCAAACAGCCUCAGCUGCCAGUCCUGUAUGACAUGGGUACAGACAUCAGCUCUUACGUCACCAUCACCACUAAAACAUUCCUGCGCUAUGAACAGCUGAAAGUCUUGGUGAACAGCAUACGGAUGUUCUACGACAACAUAAGUAUCAUCAUUGCAGAUGACAGCUUUGAACCACAAAAAAUGACCGGAGAACACAUCCAGCACUACAUCAUGCCUCCAGCGCAGGGCUGGUUUGCAGGCAGGAACUUGGCUGUUUCCCAAGUAACAACCAAAUAUUUCCUAUGGGUGGACGAUGACUUUGUGUUCACAAAGGACACAAAGAUAGAGCAGUUGGUGGAGGUGAUGGAGGCAGUCCCUGAACUUGAUGUGUUGGGUGGGACAGUACACGGAGCACAGUUUUAUUUUUCCCUCAUCUAUGAUGAGGGUAACGACAAAGAGGGUGGCUGUCUGUACAGGAGGUCUAGGGAAAAGUAUCAUCAUCUUCCUGGUCACCCACAAUGCGUUAUGGUCAGCGGGGUGAUCAAUUUCUUUCUGGCUCGUACAGAUGCUGUACAGAGGGUGGGGUUCGACCCUAAGCUACAGAGAGUAGCGCAUUCAGAGUUCUUCAUGGAUGGCCUGGGUUCCCUGAUGGUUGCCUCAUGUAAUCAUGUAUCCAUCGGUCAUCAGCAAAAGAAUGGCAAGUCUGGUCUGUACUCCAAAUACCGACAUCCUUCAAAUAGUGACCAGGAGUUCAAAUAUCAACUUCACUUCUUCAAGAACAACUUAAAGUGUAUCCUAUUUGGAUAGCACCCAACAAGAGGACUGCGAGGACACCAAACACAUGAAGGGGGGUUUUGUAGGAAGCAGUGAAGCCAUAUAUAUAUUACAUGUUACAUUAUUUUAGUGGGACUUUGACUACAGGUUUUCUAAACUUUGACUUUACUUUUUAGCAAACUACUGUAUGUACAGGAACAUUAUGAUGCACUUAAAUCUCUGUAAAUUUGACGUAUACCUCCAUUUUUAGAACAUCAGGGUCAUGUGAUAUGUGAGAGAGCUGA